Molecule: messenger RNA, 735 nt
Organism: Peromyscus leucopus (white-footed mouse)
Lineage: Eukaryota; Metazoa; Chordata; Mammalia; Rodentia; Cricetidae
Product: glycine-rich protein 5-like
Exons: 2
Coding region: 1-735 (244 amino acids)
Source: RefSeq, a predicted model, not a curated record
AUGGGCCUGGACUCCAAGACACCUGUGGACAAAAAGCAAAACCGCGCAACAGAGAACCCGCAGGGAGGCGGGGCUGUACAGCCAGGCUCAGACUGUGUGGCGCAGUUGCGCAGUGGAGGCAAACCUGAAGGGAGGGGCUGGGGCCCAUACUGCGCAGGCGCAGGCAGGCUGAGGGGAGGCGGGGCUCUGGGGCUCCUCAGUGGAGAAGCUCUGGGAGGGGCGGGCCUGGGGCGGGGCUGGGCAGGCCACCUCAGAGGAGGCAGGCCUUGGGGGGGGCCUGGGGCGGGGCUGGGCAGGCUACGUCAGAGGAGGCGGGCCUUGGGCGGGGCCUUGGGCGGGGCUCGGCAGGCCACGUCAGAGGAGGUGGGCCUUGGGCGGGGAUGGGCAGGCCACCUCAGAGGAGGCAGGCCUUGGGCGGGGCCUUGGGCGGGGCUGGGCAGACCACGUCAGAGGAGGCGGGCCUUGGGCAGGGCUGGGCAGGCCACCUCAGAGGAGGCGGGGCCUUGGGCGGGCUGGGUAGGCCACGUCAGAGGAGGCGGGCCUUGGGCGGGGCUAAGUAGGCUGGCUCUAAGGCGUCAGCACUUGGGAGGUUGGGCCUGUGGAAGCAUGUUCUGGAAAGGCGCGCGCCACGCGGGGCGCGGGCGAGGCGCUAGGCCUCCGAGUAGACACUGCAGAGAAGGCAGGCUAGAUGGGAGGGGCAGGUCUGAGACUGGCUGCUACAGGGCUGCAGAGUGA